AUGGCCGCACAAGCCCAAGCCCAAGCCCAGCUGCACCAGCACGGCCAAUUGGCGCACCAGGCCCAUCCACGCGGGUCCGCGGCUGAAUCACACAGGAAGUCCGACGCCGAACCCCCGCCUCUGCUAUUCCCUCGCUCCGUCUCUCCUUACGUUACUCGCCGGAAAUCUGACCACACCACCACUACAAACUGGGAUAAUCACUUCGAUCUCCGAUUCUACAGUACUCCUCAGGCGGGGCCCACCUACAACACCGUCAAUGGAGUCCCCACUUCGAUCACGACGUCCAGAUCUUUUACCAAGCACGGCAGAUUCUCUCUUCUCUCUAGACUAUUUAGGUCCAGGACCGAGAAGUUCGAUCCGGAUCCGAACAGAAAUUCGAAUUCCAGAGACUCGUGCGAAGCUUCGUCGUCCUUACCGUCUUUGUUCGCAAAUAUUUUCAGCGCUCGACGGAAGAAGAAAUCGAGGUUCGCAGUGGAGGAUUCUUCCACUACCGGAUGCCGCAGACCUCGAAGGAGAGCCGAUCGGGGAAUGUCGCCCGCGGGAGGAUUAGAAACCGGUUGUGACGAUUCCGAUCGUUGUCCUUCAGGCAGUGGAGACUCUGAAGAGUCGUCUCAAGUACGAAGAACGCCGGUAGGAGGGCCAUCGGCGGCACGGAGAGGGAAGCCAGGGCACGGCCGGAACGUGUCGACGGGGAUGGUAUUUUGCUUGAGUCCGCUAGUGAGGGCGAGCCCGAGCAGACAAUGGAACCAGAAGGGAGGUUUGCCCCCGGAUAUAGGACAUCCCACCGACGUUCGAGUUCCGGCGAAUCCCCAUAUUGCAAAUGCGGCAGCGUAUUGCGCGAACCGGUCGAGGAAAUUGGCGGAUUUCGGCAGAGGCAAUCACAACCGUUAA
Molecule: messenger RNA, 891 nt
Organism: Tripterygium wilfordii
Lineage: Eukaryota; Viridiplantae; Streptophyta; Magnoliopsida; Celastrales; Celastraceae
Exons: 1
Coding region: 1-891 (296 amino acids)
Source: RefSeq, a predicted model, not a curated record